This is a messenger RNA of Myxocyprinus asiaticus (Chinese sucker), 4968 nucleotides long. Its product is annotated as nectin-4-like. The transcript has 11 exons. Bases 262 to 2328 code for a protein of 688 amino acids. Gene Ontology annotation, biological process: heterophilic cell-cell adhesion; homophilic cell-cell adhesion. Gene Ontology annotation, cellular component: adherens junction. The record is from RefSeq and is a predicted model, not a curated record. Lineage: Eukaryota; Metazoa; Chordata; Actinopteri; Cypriniformes; Catostomidae.
AAAUUCAAACAAACUUCCGAUGAACCGUGCAAAAACUUUUUUUUAGGGCUUGAAAUUAGACGAAAACACUUUUAACUGGACUAAACACGUUUGUGCGCUCUUGGAGAUUUUUGCGCGCAUCGAGAAAACACCACCUGUUGACUGAUAUCGUUUGCUCUAUGGAUACCAAAUGAACGAACAGGCAUAUUUAAGAUGUUGAUUCGUAACACUGAGUGACCUUUGUCGUUUUGAUGCUUUGGGUUUUCUUGCCCAAUUCUUCGUAUGGGAGUCUCCUCUUCUCCUACAUCUCCUUUGGGAUUGACAUAUGACGGACUUCAUUGGGAAUACAGCCAGUGCUUGACUGGGACACUGUUUUUGUAUUUUAAUAAUGAUCAUCACCUUGAGAUAUCCAAAUUUAUAAACUGGGCUCAGGUGAAAAGUCCCACACUGAACUGGAUGACGAUGAAGACAGUUUCUUAUAUUCUUGCUGUUAUGAUCAUUUGGAAUUUAGCCUGUGUUAGUGGAGAACUAUUUCUAGACCCCCCACACACCCCCUGGCCUCUGUACUCUGUGGCAGAGGACGACACACGCUUACCCUGUCGAUUCAAUGUAUCGGACAGUGAGGUUCAGGUGGUGCAGGUGACGUGGAUUCGAGAGAACUCGAAUGGAGAUGAAGAACAGAUUAUCACUGCUCAUUUCAGCGACGGCCAGACAAAGAACUCUGCAUAUGCAGGGCGUGUGCGGUUUGAGACCAGCAACCCAGUAGCAGACUCUGCUCUGAUAAUUAUGGGCACAAGUUCCUCAGAUGAGGGCAAGUACAUCUGCAAAGUCGUUACCUUCCCCACAGGAAACUUUGAGACUGAGGUUUCUCUGACAAUUUGGACUAAACCCAUCACGUCCCUCGAGCCAGUCAUUCUGGUUGAGGGUCAGUCAUUCCGCGUGGCUGCUACGUGCCGUUCGGUGGCUAAGCCAAUGGCAGGCCUAUCCUGGGACACGGACUUGCCAGGUCAGAGCCAGAACAGAAGCUUGGAUGAUGGGGUGGCCUCUAUACAGUUUUCCCUCCACCCUCUCCGUAGCAUGAAUGGUCAGAAGCUGGACUGCCUGGUCUGGCACCCAUCUCAAAACGGCCCCCGGAAGAUUAGCAAUAACCUUAUAGUACACUACCCUCCAAAUGCAUUGAUCUCUGACUAUGAUGACAACUGGCAUGUUGAAAUGCAAGGUGCCACGCUACAAUGUACUGGUCAAGGAAAUCCAAAACCUCACCAAUUCAACUGGACUAGGAAAGGUGAAGGCCUACCAGAGGGUGUGACUGUGGAUGGUGGCAUUCUGCGGUUUGGUAGGCCCCUCCGUUUGACAGAUCAAGGAGAUUAUGUUUGCACAACCACCAAUGAGGUGGGAUCUGGGAAAGCUGAGAUUGCAAUAAGUAUAUUAGAGUCAUCAAAGCAGCACACAUCCGUUAACCACAUGCUGAUGAUUAUUAUUGGUGUAGUGGCUACAGUGGUUGUUCUCACUCUUGUCAUAGUGAUUUUCUCCGUAAAUCGCCACUAUAAACGCAAAAACCAACAACUGGCCAUAGAGCUGGAUGCAAAAAAGGAAGAAAUCAGCACUCUAUCAAGACAAGCCUCGAUUAGGAGAGUGACCUCAGGCAGCUCAGACAACAGAUAUUCGGACGAUCACCCCUUAAAAGUUGAGGGGACGUUGCGCACCAGUCUUUCCUCACUGGAUCGUCCUCGCUCCAGGGAUAGUCGUUCCACUCUGGGAGGGGUGGACUUCCUUGGCCGUCCUGCAAUUUAUAACUCUUCCAGAAGAGGUAGAGAAAAAGUGAUGGAGAGAGACAGAGCUGAAAGAGAAUCCACUCGAUUGAUGAUGGAGUCUUAUGAACGGGACAGUAAUAUGUCACAGGAAACCCAACUCCUCCCUCCCCUCCACCCCUCUUCCUAUACAAUGGACCAGACCACUGAAAUUGUCAGAUCUCGGAACGGCAGUGCCAUUUUCCUUGGAGAGGGGAGACCACAAUCAGGAGGCAGUAGCAGAGGAGGCAGCCGAGGGCAACAUUCACCUUUAGUGUCUAAAUACCCGACUCCUUCCAAUGAAGAGGAAGAUUCUGUUAGCCCUACAGAUGAAGAUUUAGUUGUUCGCAGAGGCUUAACGGAGCCUGGCAGAUUUGAAAACGGCGGCAGCGAGACAACGAGUCAUCAGAUAUCUGAGGCACUAUCCACUCAUUUUGAGCGUAGUAAUGGCACGCUACGGCCCAAGUCAAAACCCAAUAACAUCCUGCUCCCUGCCAGCACCACUACCUUGCUCCUCCCUUCCCAUAGCCCAGCUAUCCAUAGAGCUCAGAUCGUUUAGACUCUGAACUACAUCAAUUUGUAUUUUUGGCCCAAUGUUUGAAGAACCUUGAAUUUAUUCUGUAACUUCACUUUCCAGCAGGGGGGGUGUCUGGGCCCUAGAUCAAGAUUUUCAUACUCAUUGUUUCCAAAAUGCUAAGCCAAAAGUGGAUGUAUAUACCAUAUUUUUGCAUAGAAAACUAUAGAAAAAAAGUGGUAUUUAAAAAGAAAGUUACUUUUCACUUAGCAGGUGCUUUUUAUUCAAAGUGAUCACAUACAAAGUCAAGGCCAAUUGAACUUUUAUUCAAAUACAUUGAAAUGGUGGUAAAAAUGUGGGGCUAAAAAUGACUGUGAGGCCAUCACCACACUCAGGGUUUCUCAGACUUCCUGAAACAAGGACCCCUUUCAUGAUUUUUAUUUUUAUUAUUAUUAUUAUUAUUAUUUUAUCUUCAAAUAAUUUUUUUUAUUAUUGGAAUCUAACAUUGUGAUUCUGAGAGCUGGUUGGUUUAGUUCCAGGUUUAGAACUCUUUAUUAAAGAAUAUUUUUAAAUGCCUAUGGAGAAAAAGAAUGGGAAAAAUACAUCCUUAUCAUAUUGCCAGUUUUUGACAUUUUUGUACAUUUCUAUACACAACGAAUUUUCCACGGACCCCCUGUCUAUCUGCAAUGAACCCCAAAUGAACUCAGACCGAAAGAACAGUACCAGCAUUAUUUACAUAGUGCCUUAGUCGCAUAAUCCACAACGUAUUCUGGGCCUCUUGAAUAUUAAGGGGCACACCAUGUGUUUCAGGUAUGGAUUAACUGGAGAGCACCAGAGCUGAGCUCCUUUGUCUAACCAGGGAAAAGGAAUUAAGAUUUUAUAUGUGCAAAUAGCUUUGGGAGAAAAACACUGCAUGCCCUGUUUUCUAAAGAGUCUGGGCAGUUAAUCCUUCACUGUGACUUUUGGAGCUUGAUAUUUGUAAUCCAGAGAUUGUACAGUUGGUAUUCUGGAAUAUUUUUGAAUAUGUAUGUGUUGUAUAUUUUGCUACUGGAAGCUACCCUUUAAAGACUUGCAAUUUGCAAAGCCACUGCAUGAAUAGUAUUAUGAAGUAUUGCAGACUACCUGCAAUAAAAAAAAUUGUGAAUGGCUGUUGAGUAUUCACAGAAUGUCAGUGACAUUAUCAUUGUUUACAACAUUUAUACUUCAUUAUGUAAUAGUGCUUUAAACAUAUUUAGUUUGACAGUACUUCAAGUUUUACCACAAGUUAGGCUACCACAAGGUCAGAUACUGCUGUGACCUCUUUUUAUCUCACAAAAUAUAAUGCCUUGGUCCUGAUGAUCAUCUUGCUGUAUUCAGUUCAUUUGAGCAUAUAAGCAAUUCAGCAUUGUCAUUUGUUACAACAGUGUGUGGAUGUGGCUUUAACAGCUGGUUAUUAAAUCUACCCUACAUAUAGUAUGUACUAAUUAAUGUAAAUACUGGAAUUAGAACUGCAUGGUUUGGCAUUGUUCGGCAGUUGAACAGAGGUAUCUGGGGUGUGGUGACUCCCAAAGAUUGACCUUGGUAACUAACAUUGUUUCCAUCACACUACCAUUGUUAGUACAGUUAUUGCUAGGCUUCUACAUUAAAACUGGUUGUAACUGUGGUAAUAAAGAACAAUAAUAAUAAGAAAAUGCCAUAUUAAUGUAUGUUUUUGCAGUAUUAACAAUAAUUGUCUUAACUAUGGUGUUUUUGUGGAAACUAUGGUUGUUUUUCUGUAAGGGUUGUGAUCCUUUUUAAAAGCUUGCAAUUAAUUCUUUGUCCCCUUCAUGCCUGCACAUAUUUGGGUCAUUCCUACAAUUCGGAGCCAUUUAAGCCCCCAGUACAAGUUGUGGUAUUUAUAAUGUUUAAUUUCACCUGAUUGCAAUUUUAAUAGGCUUGAUUAAAAAGAAUAAAAGCUCAAAGAGUAAUUUUAUAAAUAUUAUACUAUUACUUAUAAUGUUACACACUGCUGUGAGGCUAAGAGUUGAAUUUUAAAUCAUUGAAAUUAUUUGUUAUUAUUGCACUAGUGUCAUUUCCUCGUGUCCCCGGAGCAGCACGUCAAACAUCUAUGACAAAGUGCUAAAUCGUUAGAUUUCUAUUUUUACCCCCUUUAUGUUCAAUUAACAUUCGUAAAAUUAUUUUGAGUAAUUUAAAGAGCGUAACUUGUUUGUUUUAUGUAUGUUUCCCUUUAUUUUGUGAUAUUAGUCAUGUGGUCAAGCACAACAUGUUCACCCUGUUAUGGGAGGAUAUAAGAAAAAAGUAUGUAAUUAAAAAAAUCAGCAAUAUAAGUUUUCAAAUAUGUUUGCUAAAUAUCAUUCACAGACCAUGUAAUGGCUAAUUUAUCCACUGAAUGUCCACCCUGCUAUGUUCGCCCUAACCCUGCCCAUUUAACCGUACGAACAUGUAAUUUGUACGUCAUUUAGCUUAACUGGCACGACUUAUAAAAUCUUUAACAUGUCUCUUUAAUUAUGAAACAUAAAGAUAUUUAUAAAAGUAUCUUUCAUUUCCAAAGUUUUAAAGCCGAAAUGUCACCGAAUGGCAGGAAUGAUCCAUUUAUGAAUUUUAUUUCGACUUUUAUUUUGAAUUUAAUCCUGAGGUUUAGUCAGACGGACAUUCAAAUUAAUUUUGUGCUGCUGUCAGUUUGCUUUGCAGUGCUUUACAAUUAAA